This is a messenger RNA of Fusarium keratoplasticum, 3210 nucleotides long. RefSeq names its product HET domain-containing protein. NCBI's taxonomy places the organism in Eukaryota, Fungi, Ascomycota, Sordariomycetes, Hypocreales, Nectriaceae. The record is from RefSeq and is a predicted model, not a curated record. The coding region runs from base 1 to 3210 and encodes 1069 amino acids. The transcript has 2 exons.
AUGUCUAGACACGAAGAAUUCAUCGACAGAGUAGACCUAGGUGGUCUUGAUCUUGAAGGCCUGCCAUCGCCACCUGCCAUGGAACCCAUCGACGAGCAACCAACAGCAGAUGGCUCAAAUUCCGGCACCGCUUCAAGAAACGAAGAGACAGCAGAUUUCCCCAAUGAUUCCCCCGAGUCGGACAAAGGGCGCACCUCAUACUAUACAGGAGGAAACUUCUACCUAAAGAGGCGCGAAUGCAUACUUCUACAAGACAACGACUCCGACUCAGGUGCGGAUCAACCGACCAUCUUGAGGCCAGAGAGCAUAUUUCUGGCUAUCGACGAUGACAAGAUCCUGGAGCUUGGUAGAUUGCCAUCGUUGGUCGAUCAGCCCGAUGAGAUCCGUCAACUGGCCAGCAACAUUAUCAAGGGAACAAUGCCCUUGAGUGAGGAACGGGCUGUUCGUUUGGGUUAUCUUAGUGAUCAGUGUCUCGACCUUUCUGAGCUACUGAAGAGAUGUGACGACGCCCUUGAGAAGGCUUUUGAGGCCGCAGAUGCCGCAGUAUGGACAGAAGCGGGGGGCUCCUCCGCAGAGGUUGCUGAGGUAGAGGAGAACGCCGUCAAUGUCGGCGAUCAGGGGACAAGGUCCGAUGAAACACCUGCAUCAUCGCAAGACUCAACUGAGAAAUCAAACGAAGCACCCGGCGAGCCGGAACAGGGUUCAUACUGCUGCUAUGUCGCACUUACCAUGGCUGCGCGUGUACUCAAGGCCCCAAGCGCGCAGAAAAUGCUCGAGGCUAUUCGCGAAGGCGCAGACCUCGACGACCUCAUCUUGAACAUUGAGUGCUUCAGGCCGCCGACAGAGAGCGAGCCAUGGGAGCCCGAUAUGCCAGACAAGCAAGGAUACGGCCACAUCUAUGCUUUGCUUGGGUGCCUCAUGGCCACUGCCUACGCCAGGCAGUGUUACGCCGUUGAAACUAUCUACCUCGAUAGGGCCAUAAGCAACCUAGACGUGGCUAUUCUUAAGAUACCCGAGAGCCCUUUCAAAGAGUUCCGGGAGUAUCUCCAAAGAUUCCGCCAAGAAGUCGGCCAGAUUCAGGUCCUCUUUCAACGCAUCGAGUUGGAGGAUGAUCCAUUGAAGAACGGAGUCUUUUGCGCUAUCUGCCUGGACCUCAAACCUAUCGUUGGCUUCCACGAGACCGAGUAUCCGUCACACAAGAUGAACUUUAGCAAGCUGUGUCGGAAUGCUUCAGUUCGAUGCAGAGUCUGCACGCUGCUGAGGGACGCCACGGCCUCCUUAUACCCACUUCUCGACACCUCCUGGGAAGACAUUGCAGAGAUCAGCUACGAGAACCGCUCUGUUGGGAGGCGCUGGUAUGAUGGUGAGGUUGACGAUGUUGCCGAGUUGAUAUGGGGAUUCGAUGGAGCUCUUCAGAUUCACCUCCAUUGUCAUUAUAUGGGUUGCGAAGAGUCUUCGAUCUGCAGCUUUGAGCUUUACCAUUUGCCAGAAACUACACGUCCCUGGGACAUUAUCGGUACUGGCACUCAUGUUUGUGCUGAAGCCAACUCGCCCGAAAGUUGGGACGUGGUUCACGGCUGGAUUCAACAAUGCGUCCAUAACCACGACGAGUGUAGGCGUGGAAGCGAAGACCGACCGUUUCCCACACGUAUCUUGGAUGUCGGUUCCAAAGACAUAAACCCCCGCCUUUGCGUACCCAGCUCAGAUGAGCGCGGUAAAUAUGCCGCUCUGAGUCAUUGCUGGGGUGAUGUGAUGCCCCUCAAGACCACCAAGGGCACCAUUGACGAGUUUUGUCGAGGAAUCGACCUGUCCAAGUUUCCGCAGACGUUCAAAGAUGCCAUAGUUGCCUGUCAGAAGCUUCAAAUCAGGUAUCUCUGGAUCGACUCCCUCUGCAUUGUUCAGGAUGACGAGGAUGACUGGGCCGUCCAGUCACCCAAGAUGAGCGACGUCUACCAGAACGCCUACAUCACCAUAGCCGCUGCCGCCGCCCGUAACAGUACUGAGGGGUGUUUUCACUCGCGUCCUUUCAGUAUUAGGAAAUCCUUUGCGGCCGUUGCAGAAGUUCAGAACAAGGUUGAGCAAGUCGAGGUAUUUGCACGGCCGUGGCAGUCUGACCGGCACUGGACCACAAACAUCGGAGACGGCCCCCAGAAUCGAGCUCAGAACCCCCUUGAGACACGGGCAUGGACCCUCCAGGAACACAUUCUAUCCGGGAGAAUCCUUCGUUUCACCUCCCACGAGCUGGUCUGGCACUGUCGUGAGGUCCAUCUCUGCGAGUGUCGCCCGGGAUCCGCCCUUCGUAAGGAGGCCCUCAGACUCAUCAACUUGGACAGAAUGACAGGCGAUAAAGACUCCUCAUUCGUACUGCGCUCCAGCGAUCCUCGCAUUGUCUGGUCCGAAGUUGUCACUCCCUUCACCCGCCGCGCCAUCACCCACGAGUCAGAUCGACUUCCCGCCAUCUCUGGAGUCGCUGCUGCACUCGCUGGCCCCAUGGGUAUGGAGUACAUCGGCGGGAUGUGGAAGGGCAUGCUAGGUAGUACUGUGUGCUGGCAUGUCGAUGAACUUGGGACCUCUAGGCGCGAGACAUAUUACGCACCAACUUGGUCAUGGGCUUCCGUCGUGGGGUCUGUGGAGGCUGUCUGGAAUGCAAGCACCAACGAACUCCCACAGACUGAAGUGGUUGAUGUGCAGUACAGUUUGGCUACCCCGAACCCCUAUGGGAGACUAUCUUCAGCAAGGUUGACCAUUAAGGGCCUCUUGCUAGACGUCUGCAUGAAAUCACCGGAUGAUCUGCAAGCGAAGGACAAGAGUCGCAACAUCUCCUUCCAAAUGCAAUUCCUCAACAAGUCAGUCACUGAAACAGAUAUGAAGCUGGAGAUGAUUUGUCUUGCUUUCCCGGAUAUCGUAACGACGUCGGGCGAGGCCCCAGAGUUGCGGUUCGGAGAGCCUGUCCGGCUCCUACUUUUAGCCUGCAAGGUCUAUGGGCAAGGAUUCGACAGCAUGCCAGGACUCCUACUAACGGAGGCUCCCGACGUUCAGAAUGACACAGGCGGACUGGUAUAUCGCAGGGUGGGUAUGGGCGAGGUCAAACUUCGGACCAGUGAUAGAGAUCAAGGCGAGUUCAGGGGGAAGUUCAAGGAAGGCCUUGGCUUGGUACUUGCCAAUCACUUGGCUGCUCAGGGCUGCUUAUCCACCGUAACAAUUGUGUAA